This is a messenger RNA of Oryzias melastigma (Indian medaka), 3002 nucleotides long. RefSeq names its product elongator acetyltransferase complex subunit 2 (gene elp2). NCBI's taxonomy places the organism in Eukaryota, Metazoa, Chordata, Actinopteri, Beloniformes, Adrianichthyidae. Gene Ontology annotation, cellular component: elongator holoenzyme complex. Gene Ontology annotation, molecular function: protein binding. Bases 30 to 2528 code for a protein of 832 amino acids. The record is from RefSeq and is a predicted model, not a curated record. The transcript is spliced from 22 exons. Gene Ontology annotation, biological process: tRNA wobble uridine modification.
CCGGUAACUCUCCAACUUCGGCUUCAAACAUGUCGGCGUCCAUCUGUCAGGCAUGCCAUGUCGCUUGUUGUGCAAACAGCACUCCAAAUGUUGUGUCUUGGGGUCGUGGGGGGCUCGUUGCUUUCGGGACGUGCAAUUCCGUCGCUCUUUACGACCCAAAGGAGAGAAGAGUCUUGUGCUUGCUGAACGGACACACAGGCAGAGUGAAUGCUGUCCACUGGGUUCACAACAACAAACAAAGUGAUCUGGAGUGUCACCUCGUGUCAGGAGGCUCUGAUAACCUGCUCAUUGUGUGGGAGGCUCACGAUGAAAAGUUCAUCAAGCUGAUGGAGCUGAAGGGUCACACUGAGGCUGUGUGUGCUGUUGAUGCCAUCUACAUGGAUUCAGAAAUCCUUGUUGCCUCCUCUGCAUCAGACUCCUCUGUUAAAUUGUGGCUCUGCAGUGACUUGAAAGAAGCUAAGUGCCUCCAUAAUGUGUCGUUUGGCAGCGGUUUUGUGAUGGACGUCUCUUUGGCUGUGUUACCAGGCACUACAGUUCCCAUAUUGGCCUGUGGAGGCGAUGACUCCCAGGUGCAUCUGUACGUAGUGACCAGCGAACAGCUCCAGAAGGCCAUGACCCUGAAAGGACAUGAAGACUGGGUUCGGGGAGUAGAAUGGGUGUCAACACGUGGGGGGCUGUUAUUAGCCAGCUGUUCACAGGACUCUCUCAUCAGAGUGUGGAGGCUGACUGCCAAGUCCAGCACAGACACCCCCACAGAGGACGAUCACACCAUCAUCAGAAUGAAAGAAGACGUUUUUGAAGUGAACGAUCAAGGGACGUCUUCAGUGUUUUCUGUGUCCCUUGAAACCGUCCUUGCAGGACAUGAGAACUGGGUGUGUGGAGUCCACUGGCAGCCUCCUGUCUACAAAGACGAUGAGCUGCAACAAUCAGCCAGGCUCCUCUCUGCCUCUAUGGACAAAACCAUGAUCAUCUGGGCUCCUGAAGAAGGAUCGGGCGUCUGGGUUGAGCAGGUGCGAGUAGGGGAGGUAGGCGGAAACACUCUGGGCUUCUACGGUUGCCAGAUGAGUCCUGAUGGAUCUACGAUUGUGGCUCAUGCUUUUCAUGGAGCGCUACAUCUCUGGUGUAAAGAUUCCAAUAAAGAGGUACAGGAGUGGAGACCAGGAGUGGUUAUAUCAGGUCACUUCAGAGCGGUUCAAGACCUGAGCUGGGAUCCUGAAGGCGAGUUCAUCCUGAGUGUGGGGUCAGACCAGACAACCAGACUGUUCGCUCCCUGGAAGAAACAAGACAACAAACAAGUGACCUGGCAUGAAAUCUCACGCCCGCAGAUCCACGGAUACGACAUGCAGUGUCUGGCCAUGGUGGGACGGUUUCAGUUUGUGUCGGGGGCUGAUGAGAAAGUCCUGAGAGUGUUUCAAGCACCUCGUAAUUUUGUGGAGAACUUUGCUAAUAUCACAGGGACCUCAAAAGAAAAGCUGCUGGUCUCCAGUGACUGUGUAAACCUCCCUGAAGGGGCGAGCACACCUGCCUUAGGUCUGUCCAACAAGGCUGUAUUCCAAGGUGACCUUGUCCCCAAAACCACCGAAGAAGAGCCGUUCAACAGCAUAUCUGACCAGUAUCAGGAGUCCUACUUCCACCCACUCAUCCUGACUGAGCCCCCACCAGAGGAUCACCUACUGCAGAACACUCUUUGGCCUGAGAUCCAAAAACUGUACGGCCACGGCUUUGAGAUAUUCUGCCUCGCGUCUGACAGCACCGGGACGGUGGUGGCAUCCGCAUGCAAGGCGUCUAAAGCUGAGCACGCUGCAGUCAUCCUAUGGAGUACGACCACAUGGCGCCAACUGCAGAUGCUGCCGUAUCACACUCUCACAGUUACGCAGAUGGCUUUCUCGCCAGACGCUCAGCUCCUGUUGGCAGUUUCCCGAGACCGCACCUGGUCGUUGUGGAGGCGGAGCCAAGAAAGUGCAGAGCCUCCCUUCUCCUUGUAUGCGCACACAGGGAAGGAGACAGCCGUGCACACUCGAAUCAUCUGGUCAUGUGACUGGAGCCCUGACAGCAAAUACUUUGUGACAUCAAGUCGGGACAAGAGGGUGAUAGUGUGGGGUCCCUGCAGGCUGGACGAUUCUGAAGACAUGGUGCCUCCCACAGACAUUAGCCCGUGUUCUUCCAUCUUGGAUGUGGGCAGUUCUGCCACCGCAGUAGCUUUCUGCCCUGAACUCUGCUCUGAUAACAGCUAUCUGCUUGCCGUUGGCCUGGACUCUGGACAGAUCCUGUUGUACAGGUGGAGCCCUCACCAAAAGGCAUCUGGAGGAGACGACUGGAUCAGCUGUGGAGGAACCGACACAUCGCAGAGCCACACGUUGGCGGUCAAACGGCUUCGCUGGAGGCCUAAGGCUGGUCAAGCAGGUACCGAGAUCGCCGACGAGGGCGACAGAGAAAGAGAACUCAAAGAGAGCUCCUGGGUCCAGUUGGCCAGUGCCAGUGACGACCACGCUGUCAAAAUCUUCAGCAUCAACAUGCUGGCUCUUUAACACCACAAACACGGACUCCAUUAUAUCUUUCUCGCGCAGACACUUGAACCUAAGGCCACAGGCCGGCACGCCACACAAAGGCCACAGUUGCUUGCCGUUAAGGUGUUCAGUCUGUGUGACAGUCAGACGAGUCAUGGGUCAGUCGCAGGACAAAGGCACAGCACACAAGCCCUGCAGUCGUUCAGCACAGAGCUGAGCUAAUCUGAAGGGUGGAAACACAGUGACCUUAAGGGGGUCUUUCGCUUGGACAUUUCAGUGUGUUUUAUAUUCAGUCUGGAACAGUGGUGCGUAUCUGCACAAACACGAUGUUUAAAAGGUAUUUGUAUUCAAAUCUUUAAACUAUAAAUGAUAAAAGUGAUCUGGUUCAGGAUGCAUUUUUUUUGUCUGUUGUUGACGCUUUUUUUGUUCCCUUUUUUACUGUCUGAUUUAACUAAAUGAAAUGUAACAACAAUAAAACAAUAAACUGCAAAUAAA